AUGAUGGAUCCCGAUUCGGAUAACACCUACUUCCUGGAGCGCAUUGAGGGGCUGCGAGUCGAACAAGAGAGGCUGGCUGCUGCUAGUGGGCGACCGAAGAAGUCCAAGUCUAAGGAGGAUGGCAAAGGGGACUCGGGCACUAUAGAGUGCCCUAAUGUACUCUUCUGCCUUGGUCGGGUACGCUCAUUAUGGCAAGAGUGGAGGAAUCAGCAACGAGCGCUGCUCUGGACUGCUGAUACUGAUGCAGCUAAGGACAUGGUUAAG
Molecule: messenger RNA, 264 nt
Organism: Perkinsus marinus ATCC 50983
Lineage: Eukaryota; Perkinsozoa; Perkinsida; Perkinsidae
Exons: 3
Source: RefSeq, a predicted model, not a curated record